AUGGCACUGUCCCUUCAGUUGCACGCGGCGCUUCCCCGACGCAAGCUGCUGCUUGUGGUGAUGGACGGUGUUGGCAUCGGCCCAGGUGACGAGUAUGACGCUGUCCACAUGGCCAAAACACCCUUCAUGGACACGCUCUGCAGCAACGCAAAACACUUCCGCUCCGUCUGCGCCCACGGCAGGGCAGUGGGCCUCCCCACUGAUGCAGACAUGGGCAACAGCGAGGUGGGCCACAACGCCCUUGGCGCCGGCCGCAUCGCGUUGCAGGGCGCUUCGCUCGUCGAUGACGCCAUCAAAAGUGGCGAAAUAUUCACCAGUGACGNUGGCGCCGGCCGCAUCGCGUUGCAGGGCGCUUCGCUCGUCGAUGACGCCAUCAAAAGUGGCGAAAUAUUCACCAGUGACGGUUACCGCUACCUUCACGGUGCUUUUUCGCAGCCCAACCGCACUCUUCACCUCAUUGGUCUGCUGAGCGACGGUGGUGUGCACUCCCGCGACAACCAGUUAUACGAGAUCAUAAACUACUCCAGCACCAGCGGAGCGAAGCGCAUCCGUGUGCACGUGUUGUACGACGGCCGAGAUGUACCGGACAAAAGCUCCUUCAAGUUCACCGAAGACCUAGAGGCGGUGCUCGCCAAGGCACGCGAAAAGGGUUGCGACGCCUGUAUCGCGAGCGGUGGGGGCCGAAUGUUCGUCACGAUGGACCGCUACGAGGCGGACUGGUCCAUUGUGGAGCGUGGCUGGAAAACGCAGGUGCUGGGCGAGGCGCGGCACUUCGCGUCGGCGACAGAGGCCAUCACGAAGUUCCGCGAGGAAGACCCGAAGGUGACAGACCAGUAUUACCCGCCGUUCGUCGUCGUCGACAAGAGUGGCAAGCCCAUCGGUACCAUCGAGGAUGGCGACGCCGUGCUGUGCUUCAACUUCCGGGGCGACCGCGUGAUUGAGAUGUCGCGUGCCUUUGAAGACGAGGACUUUAACAAAUUCGACCGUGUCCGCGUGCCCAAAGUCCGCUACGCCGGCAUGAUGCGCUACGACGGUGACCUUGGCAUCCCCAACAACUUCCUUGUGCCACCACCGAAGCUCACGCGCACCAGUGAGGAGUACCUGAUCGGCUCGGGCUGCCAAAUCUUCGCCUGCUCCGAGACGCAGAAGUUUGGUCAUGUGACAUACUUCUGGAACGGCAACCGCAGCGGUAAGCUCAAUGAGGAGCACGAGACAUUCCUCGAGAUCACCAGCGAUCGCGUACAGUUCAACGAGAAGCCACUCAUGAAGAGCAAAGAGAUCACUGACGCCGCGAUUGAGGCGUUGAAGAGUGGUAAGUACGAUGUGGUACGCAUCAACUUCCCCAACGGUGACAUGGUCGGCCACACCGGCGACCUCGCGGCGACGAUUGUCGGAGUCGAGGCGGUCGACACGUCGCUGAGGCGGCUGAAGGAGGCGGUCGACUCCGUCAAUGGUGUGUUCCUCGUCACUGCAGACCAUGGGAACUCCGACGACAUGGCGCAGCGCGACAAGAAGGGCAAGCCGAUGAUCGGCCCCGACGGGAAGGCCCUCCCGCUCACGUCGCACACCCUUGCGCCGGUGCCGGUGUACAUCGGUGGCGCUGGCCUCGACCCUCGGGUGCAGAUGCGCACGGACCUUCCGAACGCUGGGCUCGCCAACGUGACGGCCACGUUCCUUAACUUGAUGGGCUUCACUGCUCCGGAGGACUACGAGUCGUCGCUCAUCGAGGUGGCCCACUAG
Molecule: messenger RNA, 1740 nt
Organism: Trypanosoma grayi
Lineage: Eukaryota; Euglenozoa; Kinetoplastea; Trypanosomatida; Trypanosomatidae
Product: 2,3-bisphosphoglycerate-independent phosphoglycerate mutase
Exons: 1
Coding region: 1-1740 (579 amino acids)
Biological process (GO): glucose catabolic process
Cellular component (GO): cytoplasm
Molecular function (GO): manganese ion binding
Source: RefSeq, a predicted model, not a curated record